GUUUAACUUGAAUUGCAUUUUGCAUUUUUCUCAAUUUCUUGAGCGUCUUUCCAUGUCUUUUCUCGACAGAAAUAACUGAUUUUUUUUUAACUGCGGACACAGUUUUUUAUUCUUAUCCCCUCACAUCGGUAGGCGCUGUAAGACUUAUCAAAUUUAGCACUCAUGAUUUUUUAAGACCACUCAAUUUCUCAUCUGGCUGUGUUUUGCCGUGUUGAAGUCAAUUUGCCUCCAAAUGAAAUUACCUUGCACUGCUUCAGCAACCAUGGACAGCAGUUUUCAGCUUCCUUUUGAUAUCUCUGAUAAGUUAUUUGACGGUCUUACAAAUGAUGUGGUCAUUGUAUCUGUCAUUGGAAAAUCCGCUCUUGGCUCUUCAACUAAGGUUAACUCUCUCUAUGACACUCUUGGCUCUCGCAUCUUUACAAAAAUUGAUUUCUCUAAUUUUCAAUCUGACAAAGAUAUAAUGUGUUGCAUAGACGGAUUCUAUGAUUCUGAACUGCAGACUAUUUUUUUGCAACUUUGUGGAAGCCUAGAUGCUGACUAUUUGAUUUCCAGUUACCAAAAAUUAGGAGCUGACUUGGAAGAGAAGGGUUUUUUCCAUGUUUGGGCUACGUUGGAGCAUCGAUAUACAAGAGCAUUGCUGUUCCUGUUUUCUGUUUCACACAUUAUCAUCUUAUCUCAUCCAGGAGCUGUCUUUGAUUCAAAUUAUAUUAAUCUAUUCAAAGUCCUUGAUGCUGUACGUGUUAAAUUGAAGAGUUCUCUAUCUGAAGUUCUCAAAUCAGUUGGUGGUUUAAACCCUCUUUGGAUUUCUUCCGGCCGCCUUUGCUCUCCCAGGGUUCUCUUUUAUUUUCAAGACUGUCCCGAAAUAUUUCGAAAAACUUCAAGGGUUCCAAACUACAAAGGUCUAUACAUAAAGAAAUUUGAGCAUGCACUUGAAGACCAAAUUUACAGAAUUUUACGGAAAAGCCGCGUCAUUACAAAUUACAGUGCGAAUUCCCUUUUCGCAAUCCCUCCAAACCAAGAAUUUGUGUACGUUCAAACGGACAUCAAACCAUCCCAUGACUGGUCUUCUUAUAUAGUCAAUUACAUCACAGAUUAUUGUGAUUCAAGGAAGCAAGACACAAAAUUCCUGCCUCCAGCCGUCGAAUCCAAUCACUGCAGUUUUGGCUUUGAAAGUCUUCCAAAUUAUGAAAAUUCCGAUGCAGAGCAUAACAUUUUAGAGUUUCUUACCCAGCACGUCAAUCAAGCGUUGCACGAAGGUUUCGAUGAUAAUGUAGGCCGUUAUCCUUCAUACCCUAGUCAAAACCAAUUUGUUCUCCCAACUGUAAAACUGUGGUUCCAAGCUGCCAAUAAAUUGCACACUUUUCUCAUUGGUAAAGAUGAAAAAAGUGCUGGUGUCUUGAAAUUAGACCAGUCAAUCACUGGCUUGUUUGAGCUUUUAGAUACUGAUGUGAAAUUUAGUGAAGCACGGUGCAGCAAAGUUCUUCCACUAGCCUUGGCAACGUAUCAAGAAGGUCUCCCUCUUCAUUACACACGAGAUUAUCAUGAAAGCAGGGUUGCUCAUGCGAUUUCAGUGUUUGGGAUCCAUGCCCGUGGACCGCUCCUAGAUACUUAUGUGAUCAAGCUUGAAAAUGAAUGCGAUAGGUUUUGGAGGAAUGGAAGACAGAUGUGUGAAGUUUUGAGUUUGACUGGCAAUCCUUGCAUGAAUCCCUUGCACAAAGGAGGUCUCACUGAUGCUUUUAUACCGGAAUCUGAACCCAGCAAUCAGUCGGCAGCAGAUUUACCAAUGAUGGAUCAUGCAAGUGGGGUUGUUUACAUGUCAACGUGUAACUGUGGGCGAAGGCAGGGAGCUCGCGAGGACCCAUUUACUCUUCGCUCAGCAAACUAUGAGUUUUAUCAACUUCUUGCAUUAGAGUGUACAUGUCUCGCCCUUGAUCGAUUUGAUUUCCCCGUUUUUCAGCCCAGCACUAAAGACUAUAGAGCUGCACAACUUUUCACAAACAAUUCUCAAUCACAGAGUCAGAAAGAAAGCAGCGGCAGCAGCAGCAGCAAGGGGAAUAAAGAGCCCGCGACUAGUACUCAACUUCAGUCAAAUACUCAAGAUCUGAGCUUAGCUUUUGUUUCCGGACAGUCAGUUUCUUGCCCUGAAGAGAGUGGAGAAAGAGCCGAUCUACAAAGUCAUGCCGAGACUCCAUCAGAGUAUCAACAAAUUGUAAUUCAAGUUUCCAAUUCGGAGGCUGAUAACUCUAAAGAUAAAAGUUUGGUCCGUCAACCAAGCACAACCGAAUAUCUUCCGGGAAUGCUUCAUUCCGAGUCGCCGCCCGGUCUUCUACCUCAGUUCCCUUCUUGGUCUUUGGUGUGUUUGGGCCCAUCUAGUGUCUACUCACACAGUGCUGGUCUCCAGGAACAGCUCCAAAUCGGUUUUCUUGGUGGAUCUGCACACCUUUUACCAUGGGAUGUUGCUGUUAGACUUGAAAAUCAACUAUUUAAAGAAAGAUGGCAGAAUUUUGAUGACCGCAACAAAUCUGGAAACAACACAAGGUGUCGUAAAAACAAAGGAGGGAAAGAAUCAGCUGAAUUCACUGUCAAAAUAUUCGUCGGAGUCGAAUAUGAAUGCCCGAAAGGUCACAGGUUUAUGUGUGCAGGGCCAGACAAAAUACUUAAGAGUUCUCCCGGAGGACAUGUCAAAGAUAACGGAAAUAAAGUCACCAGUAGUGACAUGCCUCUGUAUUUUCCGUGCCCGUGCAGGAAUUCGAAGCCUUUAAUAGCGCAACUCAUGCGACUACAUGUUGUCACUCCAAAAGCACCAGUGCAUGUGACUCUCAACCCAAGAGUUCAACCAGCCUCCAGUCCGUGUCCGACUUUCAUCACAGGCUGCCAAGAGCCAAUCAGACUCUCACAGAGCGCUUAUUGGGUUCUCCGUUUGCCUUAUGUGUAUGCCGGGGAUCGAGGCCCAUAUUUACCUCCCAAAGAAUCACCACCCUCGAAUUGCGGCCGUUUGUUAGCAGGUGUCUAUGGGAUCACUGAAAUUGCUGUGGAGUCCAAAAGAGAGGCCAACCCAACCUAGCUUCCUUCCAAAUCACAAUGAUGGAUGGAAUAUCUUGUGCCCAGCAUGCAUUUGCCUCUAUGACGAAGUGAAUGUUUUGGGACUUUCACUUUGUUGAGGUUAUUUUCUCAUGGGAUAAGCACAUCUGCUUGUGUCACUUCUCUGCAUCUAGCUAAUGGCGGUCAUUAGUUCUGCAGUGAAGCACUGUGCAAGCUGCCCAAUCUUCACAAUGGGCUGAUUUUGAAAGUUCAACUUGUCUGAAGAUACAAUAGGCUGCCAAUCAUUGUCGAACAUAGAUUUUCGUCUGAAAUACAAGAUUUUAAGGUCUCAGGAGGGCUCUCUUUAAGCCCAACAGCAAAAUCGCAAAUACAUUCUCAGUUUUGUGUAAAUCGUCUCAGCUGAAGAUCAUCAAAAUCACAGGCAGAGCCAUUGUGGCUGCUCCUCAUUAUACCCAUGAAUAAUCAGAAUUUUUCUAUGGUUUGCUAUGUUAUGUUGUUACGGAUAAAAGCCAAUUUCUAAAGCAAAUUCAUCAUUUAAAUCGAUUGUGUGAAUGUGAAAUGAAGAGUUUGAAGUACAAAAUAAUGCAAGUUCCCUCACCUUUUGUUCUCAAAUUUAUAUUCAGCAUACCUUCAAGUAUUACCAUAGAAAAUUUCAAGUCUGUAUCCGAAUCAUUGAGCAAGCUGUAAGAUAUGGAAUUUUUUCCGAAGGAAUGUGCCCUGUUUAAAAAAAUUGUUGCUGCACAAGUCAGCCCUUACAAAUGGAAAAAUUGGCCUUCAGUAGAAGUGAGAUUGAGAGGGAAUAUGAAGUGAAAAGUAUCCCUCUAAAAUUUAUUUUUAAAGGAGGCCGGACUGAAUUGAAUUAUUCUGUACCUCACUGAUACUUGUCUAAUGAGUCAUCCAACUAAUAAAUUGAUUUUUUUUUUCACUG
This is a messenger RNA of Bemisia tabaci, 3970 nucleotides long. Its product is annotated as nonsense-mediated mRNA decay factor SMG8. Lineage: Eukaryota; Metazoa; Arthropoda; Insecta; Hemiptera; Aleyrodidae. Gene Ontology annotation, biological process: nuclear-transcribed mRNA catabolic process, nonsense-mediated decay. The record is from RefSeq and is a predicted model, not a curated record.